UAGACUACGUCGUUUUGCCCCAAAUCGUUCGCACAAAAUGGGGCAAAAAUGACAAGAAUUCAGAAACAAUAGCAAGGACUCCAAUCGAACUUCCAUUGAAGCAACAAGAAGCGUAUUGUUCAUUUGUUGAAGAUGGUGAAAGUUGCAACGUUCUUUGCUAUGUCAUUUGGCGCCUUCCUUUUCUGGCAAACUAUGGACAAAGUCCAUGUCUGGAUUGCCCUUCACCAGGAUGAAAAGAAGGAGAGAAUGGAGAAAGAGGCUGAGAUAAGGAGAAUGAGAGAGGAGCUCUAUCAACAACAAAGAGAGAGGGACUCUCUUGCCUAAGUUGCUGAGAAAACGGAUUGUCUUCGCAGCUAGAACAGCCUAUCUUCUUCCUCUGUCUUUUUGAAUUGUAACCAUCUUGCUGGACUUGAUUCAGAUAAAGUGUGGAUCUUGUACCAAGCAUAUGAUUGACACUGAUAUACUUUGGUCCGUACUUUUAAGCAGUUCUUAGGAGAUAGGGAUGGGUGUUAAGUUUUAUGCUCAUUUUAGUUGCUUUUAGCAUGGUAAAUAAUACCAUCUGUUGGUCUUGGUUGGUUGAGCCAUGUUUUAGUCUAGAAACCAUCUUCAUAUAUUCAAUGAACUUGUAUGGUUCCCAUUCAUGGAUCUA
This is a messenger RNA of Sesamum indicum (sesame), 649 nucleotides long. RefSeq lists its product as uncharacterized. Lineage: Eukaryota; Viridiplantae; Streptophyta; Magnoliopsida; Lamiales; Pedaliaceae. The record is from RefSeq and is a predicted model, not a curated record. Gene Ontology annotation, cellular component: respiratory chain complex I.